Messenger RNA from Solanum stenotomum, 347 nucleotides. Its product is annotated as alpha-1,4 glucan phosphorylase L-1 isozyme, chloroplastic/amyloplastic-like. The transcript has 3 exons. The annotation marks the transcript as partial. Gene Ontology annotation, cellular component: cytoplasm. The record is from RefSeq and is a predicted model, not a curated record. Gene Ontology annotation, biological process: glycogen catabolic process. Gene Ontology annotation, molecular function: glycogen phosphorylase activity; pyridoxal phosphate binding. Lineage: Eukaryota; Viridiplantae; Streptophyta; Magnoliopsida; Solanales; Solanaceae.
GGCUUCGAAAAGAAAGAGCUGACGGAAAGUUUGUACCUGAUGAACGUUUUGAAGAGGUGAAGGAAUUUGUCAGAAGCGGUGCUUUUGGCUCUUAUAACUAUGAUGACCUAAUUGGAUCGUUGGAAGGAAAUGAAGGUUUUGGCCGUGCUGACUAUUUCCUUGUGGGCAAGGACUUCCCCAGUUACAUAGAAUGCCAAGAGAAAGUUGAUGAGGCAUAUCGCGACCAGAAAAGGUGGACAAAGAUGUCAAUCUUGAAUACAGCGGGAUCGUACAAGUUCAGCAGUGACAGAACAAUCCAUGAAUAUGCCAAAGACAUUUGGAACAUUGAAGCUGUGGAAAUAGCAUAA